Messenger RNA from Drosophila simulans, 3286 nucleotides. Its product is annotated as SNF-related serine/threonine-protein kinase. The transcript has 9 exons. Gene Ontology annotation, biological process: positive regulation of apoptotic process; protein phosphorylation; intracellular signal transduction. The record is from RefSeq and is a predicted model, not a curated record. Gene Ontology annotation, molecular function: protein serine/threonine kinase activity; ATP binding. Lineage: Eukaryota; Metazoa; Arthropoda; Insecta; Diptera; Drosophilidae. Bases 474 to 3116 code for a protein of 880 amino acids. Gene Ontology annotation, cellular component: nucleus.
ACACAUACGCCGUAUUGGCAAAAGGCAGAAACAGCAGAAACGGCAGAAACAGCAGCGAAAACAGCUCAAAUCAAAUAAUGUGGGGCCAGGCCAAAACAGUUUCAGGCAAAACGCUCGCUCGCGAUGACACAAUAGCGAAAUAGUGCCGCUGGCGAAUGAAUUUAGCGCUAAAAAUCAAGCAUACGCAACGUGGUGCGCGGCCAAGCAGCUAAAAAUAAGAAUCGUUCUUUUGUGCCAUUUUUUAAGUGCGCAAAACCAAAUGAUUUUCCAAUCUAUGCCAUAAGUGAAGUGAAGUUAAAACGCAAAAUGUUGAGUGAAGAAUAAUUACACAUGCCAUUAAAUAUUGUGCCACAAAACAACUAACAAUCUAAACAGCAAACCUCAAGGAAUAAUUUAAAACCAACUUAAUUAAAUCCAGCAGCUGCACAACGGGUCAACGAUUGCGUGAAAUCGGCGUUAGGCGACGCAGCAAUAUGAUCUAUAUAGAUGACUCAGAGCCGGAAGGUGUUUUGGAACCGGCAUUUCCCAUGCGCGAUGUGACCAUAAAUCGCAACGUCGAUGCCCAUAAACAUUACGAUGUGCUGGGUGAGGUGGGACGCGGAAAAUUCGGUACGGUGUACAAGUGCAAGGACAAGGCGAAUGGCCUGCAGCUGGCGGCGAAGUUCGUGCCGAUCCCCAAGCGCGAGGACAAGCGGAAUGUGGAGCGGGAGGUGGAGAUAAUGAAUUCAUUGCAGCAUCACCUCAUCAUACAGUUGUACGCGGCAUACGAAUAUCAGAAAAUGAUGUGCGUCGUCCUGGAACUCAUCGAAGGAGGUGAGCUCUUUGAUCGUGUGGUGGACGAUGAGUUCGUCCUCACCGAACGGGUCUGUCGCGUCUUCAUCCGCCAGGUGUGCGAGGCCAUGGCCUUCAUCCACGGCAAUGGCAUUGUCCACCUGGAUCUGAAGCCCGAAAAUAUUUUGGUGCUCACGCAGAAGGGCAACCGCAUCAAGAUCAUUGAUUUCGGACUGGCUCGUAAAUUUGAUCCUGAUAAGCGGCUGAGAGUUCUCUUUGGCACUCCGGAAUUUGUGGCGCCAGAAGUGGUGAACUUUGACUGUAUAUCCUAUGGAACAGACAUGUGGAGUGUUGGCGUUAUAUGCUAUGUGCUCAUCUCAGGACUGUCGCCUUUCAUGGGCGAGAACGACAUUGAAACAAUGUCAAAUGUAACCAUUGCAAAAUACGACUUCGAGGAUGAAUGCUUUAAUGGCAUAUCCCCCGAGUGUCUGGAUUUCAUAGCCAAGCUGCUGGCCAAGGACCUGGGCACCCGGAUGACAGCCGCCGAAUGCAUGAAGCACAAAUGGCUUCAGCAGCGGCCGGCCACCGCCGCCACGGCCACGCCCAUCACAAAGGCCGCCUCCUCGGCGUCCAAGUCGCGCCUGAAGUCUGUGUCUCCGGUGACAGCUCCCUCAGAGUCCUCCGAGGACUCCACGGAAACCAUCGAGGACGAAGACGAUGAGGAAGAGAUUGCCGUGGAGCAGGCGAAGCAGGAGAACCAGCAGCAGGACGAGGAGCUGGCCAAGCUCUGCGGCGACGCUGAACUCGAGAACAAAGAACUGGAUGCCACGAAGGACAACCUUAAGAACUUCAUCGUGCGCUGGGAGACGCAUCCGAACAGUCCGUACGUGUUCGACGUGGAGGGGAAUGUGAUUGCUCCGCUGAGCGAGACGAGCUACCCCCAUCCCAGGAGGACCCACGGCGCGGACAGCCUUUCCUCCUCCAGAGUUUGUUCGCCUUCGCCCUGUGAAUCAAUUUCAACUUUGACGGAUGACGAACGGGGAGAAGUUGAAGAUCUGCCGGAAGAGGACGAAUCCCGCAGUGCGGACAACGAGAGUCCUCGCUCGGUGGCCACGCCCAUCAACGAGUCCCGGGAGAAGCUGUUCCCGACGGUAGCCACCUCCAGUCCGUCAACUCCCACGCCGCAGCACCUCUUCAACGAGAACUUCGACGAGUUCUCCGGCAGUCAGUCCACCGCCCAGCAGCAGCGCAGCAUGAAGAGCUAUCUACACACCUUCGAUCGAAGGAACUCGGAUACCACCUACCUGCUGGGUCGGCGGAGUUCCGGAGAGAGGGUAAACCUGGCGGAUGAGAUAAGGAAGCUAUCCGAUCACCUGCUCAUGCUGGCCGAGAUCAACACCAAGCUUGGCGAUGCGAACAAUAAUGGGAGCAGCAGUGGAGCGCCUGCUGAUCCUCCUGCUGCUGCUGCUGCUACUGCUCCAGCAUCUGUUGCACCUUCUGGAAGUACUUCUAGUAAAACCUCCGAGAUCAGCCAGGAAGGCAAUAGGUGGACAAGCAAAACCACAUCGAGCAGCAGUUGGAAUCGUCCCACUUUGAAAGGAGGACUCCUCAGCCAGGCCAGCAGCAGUUCCCAGAGCCAAAGCACCUACGAUGAUGGCAAGGGCAAGACGAAGAUCAGUUCGCUGUCUGUGAGAUUGCAGCAGUCCAUCGAGGAAACACCCAAGCUAAGCAACGGAAACAGCUCCUCUAGCAAAUCCCUGGUGCAGUCGCAGCAAAAGUCCACGGUGCACACCAUAAGCAGUUCCAAUGCCAGGAGCUUCACCAACCAGCAAGUACAAAGAACCAGCACCACCUCUUCCAAGGUGAUCUCCAGCAGCACCAGAAGCAGUAACGCCAGCUCCAGCAAUUAUAUAUCCUCCAACGCCAGCAACUCAAUCUCGACCAGCGCCAGCAAUCCAAGCUCCACCGGCGUCAGCAACCCAAUCUCCACCAGCGCCAGCAACGAAUCGGCCAGCAGUCGUCGAGCCAAGUUCAGGAUAAACCAGAUGAGUCGCGAUGUGCCCGUGGGGCUGCCGGACACUCAUCAAACCGUGAAUCUGGAGGAGGCGGCCAACACCACCAAGGAUUGUCUGCUGCAUUUGUUGGAGAAGUACAACGAGACCCGCAUUCGCAAUCCUGUGGGUCGUCACCAGAGCAUCAGCGUGGACUGGCACGUCAGCGACAAUCUGGAGUACCGCUCCAUGAGCUCCAUCAACGCCUUCUUCCAGCGCCACAACCCCAAUGGCGGCGGCCACAACGUACGCCACAUUCAAGCCCAGCUGGAGGAGAAGGCGGCGGGCAAGUAGGUGCCCUUACCCAGAGCCCUCUGUAUAUAUGCGAUAUAUAUAUUUGUAUGUAGAGUACAGAUCAACUAAUUGGCACAUAGGUAAAUCUACAAAGCGUCGAAUGGAACAAAUUAAUAUUUAUGUACUUGAUGUAAGCAAUAAAUCAAAUUAAUUUAUUGAAUAAAACUGAA